AAUGAUUGGCGCUAUCAACGUUGCCGGACUCUUAUUUAGUGUUUACUUCUACGCAUGGUUACGUCCGGAUCUUCAAGCAAAUGUUCGCAUGGGCUUCUAUCGAUAUAAAGUUGAUUUUGCAAUAUAUUUCGGAACUGCUGUCUGGUUAUUUUUGGCAAUGUGUGUCGUCGCUCCACGUGUCUGCCGACGAACCAAUGCGAUUGCCGGAAAUUGUGGAAUGGCCGUUUGCUCGAUUAUUGUCAUUGUAAAUCAUUAUCUGCUGGAGAAAAAAUGGGUGUGGGGUGGCUUGCUCUAUCUCAGCAAUAUUAUGUUCUACGUGCUGUUCAUGGGACUCACAGUAAUGGGACAAUUCUCCAGAUAUCAUUAUGAUAAGAAUCGUGUCUCCAAUAUGAUUAUUCCAAUCUUGGCAAACGCAGCAAUGACAGUUUUGCUCAUGACGAACCUAACAGAUACCGGAUAUUCUGACGUCGUUCCGAUCAUCUCCUACGGAGUUCACACAACAAUGGCCAUCAUUGCUCAAGGUGCCGGACCACGCCUCAAAACAUUAGACUUUUUUGAAUACCUCAAUCAAUUCAAACGACGACAGUAGUUCAAAUCGUUUCUAACCAAUUAUUUCAUCUAAUUUGCUGGUUCUCAUGUAUUUUCUUGUCAAAUCAUAACUUGUAUCUCACUUCUCACUCAAUUCUCCACGACAAUCACUUUGCUUCAUUCUAUUCACAGUGUUAUUUUUUAUGAAGAUAAUUUAAUUCGG
Messenger RNA from Caenorhabditis elegans, 751 nucleotides. It is a transcript of the gene DY3.8, whose product is annotated as SWEET sugar transporter. The record is from RefSeq and is marked reviewed. NCBI's taxonomy places the organism in Eukaryota, Metazoa, Nematoda, Chromadorea, Rhabditida, Rhabditidae. The transcript is spliced from 3 exons. The coding region runs from base 2 to 589 and encodes 195 amino acids.